Dibothriocephalus latus is the source of this 855-nucleotide messenger RNA. NCBI's taxonomy places the organism in Eukaryota, Metazoa, Platyhelminthes, Cestoda, Diphyllobothriidea, Diphyllobothriidae. The record is from the annotation of a GenBank genome assembly.
AUGGUUUUAACUCCUACCUUCACUGAAUACAGCUUUGGUCAAUUUGCCGAGAUUCGUUACCGCAAGGAGUUGUGUGACUUUGUCUUUGAGGUGGAUGGAAAAUUACACUUUGCACACAAAGUUAUUUUGGCUGCAUCAAUGCCUUACUUCGAGGAGCUGUUUGUUGGCAGCGGUGGUGACGACAAUGUCAAUGCCACCGCACUCAUUCUGCCCUUGGGUGGGGUAUUAGAGGCUCUUCUUACCUUUGCCUACUCUGGCCUCAAACCGGAAGCCAGUACUGUGACAAUUAAGGACUUCUUGUCGCCUAUGCUUGAUGAUGUGGACGCGGGUACUCUGCUUCAACAACGAGCCGUACAGACACUUCUACAGUUCGCUUACUCGGGUAAAUUCAGCCCCACGUUGGCGACGCAGGAGGAGGAGGGAGAUGGCCUGCGGGAGAUUAUUUUAGCAGCGAAAUUGUUGAACUUUGACGUUGUCCAACAGUACUGGCGAUUUGCGCAUUCACAUGAUAUCUUCGAGUUGCAGGAAAUGUUGCAGUCCUAUGUGUGCGCCAAUUUUCAGGAGUUUAUUGGUACUCCAGCCUUUCUGGCUCUUACAGCGACCGAAUUGGAAGACUUUCUAGUCCGAGAUGACCUAUCUGUCCCCAGCGAGAAUGAUAUCUUCCGGGCCAUCGUCAGCUGGGUGGACAAUAAGGGAGCUCAUCGACCUUCGUCGAUGCGAAAAAUUGCCAGUAAUGGACGUGUCGAGGUGUUUUCAAGACUUUUUACUCGGCUUCGUGUUUCUAAGCUUUCGGAGGACUUCAGGGAGCAGAUAUUGUCUCAUCCCCUCUGCAGGACUCAUUUGGAUUGCGCGUAG